CAGUUUGGUUUUUCUGUUAACAGGUGGUUAAUUUUUCCUAGUUCUUUAAUGAGAUCCCUAGAAACCGGGUUUAAGACAAUUGAAUUUUUUUUUGCUUUCUCGGUCAGAUAAGAAAAUUUCAGAAACUCCCGCCCUGUGCAUCUGUGGGCAUCCCCACCCCAACAAGACAAGGUUAGACAGAUCUUCUGAGGCAGCUUCUAAGGCCUUUCAGCACGUCAAAAUGCAUCUUUGGGGUAUCCGUUUCUGAGACCAACAAGGGAACGGGAUGGGUUAAGAUUUCAUUCUCCCAGUAGAGGAAAAUCUAGGGAUUCAGUCUACAUUGGAGCCAAAAACAGUUAUCUGACUCCUUCCAGAGCCUUUAAAUGUUGAUCCCUUCCCCUCUUCUCCCAUCAAACAUACACUUGGAAGUUUAAGAAGAAUGGAGGGACCUCAAGGUGUAAAGCUUUCUUUCUGUGCCCAUGGCAGAUUUAGAUGACCAGUGCUGAUCCUCGGAUGUCAACUGCCAACCAGGGUAGCUCAUGGUUACAGCCUCCCGUACAGCUCUCACUUAUCCAGAACUCCUGAGGCUCCAAGCUCAGUAUCAAACUGUUCACUUGCACUAUGUCCUCUAUGAUGUCACUGUCAUCAUCAUCAUUUUACAGACACGCUGCGAUUCCAAGUGGUCGUUACUAGUUCACAGUCAAGUAGCUCUCGUUCAUCUUCAACUCUAUGAUUAACUGCAAAAUGUUCUGCUCAUUUUGACUACAGUCUUGAAAGAUCUGCAAACUAAACGGCAGGACUGAUGCUCAGUUCUCUGACCAGGGGAUAUCCAGUCUCUUAUGUGGGGAAACUCACGCCCAGGUCUAACCUCACACUUUUAAGACAGAUGAGAAGGGAGGGGGAAAUGUUGCUACACUAGGAGGAAUUAAUUACAAAGAGAGGAAGUAACUACCUUGAUAGUCUCAUGGAGUCAGGAUUAAACGCCAUGUCUGUCCUGGCCUACGCUAAGGGAUGGGGAAACGUCUGGGUCCCAGGCUGAGUAAAUGGGAGGCCCAAGCCGAAUUAGUUCGGCUCUUGGUUUGACUCCUUCUUCCCUCCUGUUCCAAGCGCUCACAAGAACCAGGGUGACAGGAGGAUUAUCAGCGUCUGCGCAAGGCCGAUGGUGGCAGCGCGGCGUUAGGAAUCAGGCCCCCUAACCCUGAGCCCAACAGCAUACCGCCACAGCACCCAACCAAAAUGGGAACAACAUGUUGAGACACUGUAGCAACAGCAGACGCUUCCCACCAGCUCCAGUCGGAGAUGUGGAGCGCUUGUGUCUGCGGCUCAUUCCAGUGAGGUGCCGCGCAACUCAGAGGCGCAUUCUCUUUGGAGCCGAGGCACCACCGUACUUUCCAUUGCUUACUUCCGUUGAACCCCGGGCGCUGCCAUGGCAAGCCGGAAAUAAGGAUAAAGCAAUUUAGCCAGAAGAGGGCGGAAGUGGCUACUCAGGGCGCCGCCAUGACGAGCCGGGCCGGAAGAAGAGGUAGGGCGCCGCCAUGACAGAUUAGUCGUAAAGGGAACGGAGCUGUUAGUUCAGUUGGCUACCGGAAAAAACCAGGCUGGGCUGGGCGCCGCCAUGACAACCGAUACCGGAAAAGGCGGGUCGUUCCCCCGGACAGACCUACGCCGGCAAAGGUCUCGAGAUGCAGGCAGCCCUGGAGGUCACCGCUCGCUACUGUGGCCGGGAGCUGGAGCAGUAUGGCCAGUGUGUGGCGGCCAAGCCGGAAUCCUGGCAGCGGGACUGUCACUACCUUAAGAUGAGCAUUGCCCAAUGCACGUCCUCCCAUCCAAUCAUCCGCCAGAUCCGCCAGGCCUGUGCUCAGCCUUUCGAGGCCUUCGAGGAGUGUCUUCGACAGAACGAGGCAGCUGUGGGCAACUGUGCGGAGCAUAUGCGCCGCUUCCUGCAGUGCGCUGAGCAGGUGCAGCUGCCACGCUCACCUACAACUGUGGAGGCACAGCCACUUCCUGCCUCCUGAGGACUCCUCUGACUGCAGGAAAACUGGACAUGAAUGACUGCCCCCCCGCCCCUCCCCUGCAGAGUGGCCAGAUGGAGUCCUGAGCCCUGGCCAUGGGCCUGGCUUUCCUGGAUAUCAGGACUUCCAAUAAAUAAAGACUCUGUAUACUGGG
Molecule: messenger RNA, 2145 nt
Organism: Nomascus leucogenys (northern white-cheeked gibbon)
Lineage: Eukaryota; Metazoa; Chordata; Mammalia; Primates; Hylobatidae
Gene: CHCHD5
Product: coiled-coil-helix-coiled-coil-helix domain containing 5
Source: RefSeq, a predicted model, not a curated record